UAUCUGCGGUUUGAGCAUCUGCUGUGUGUUAGUCUUGCGUCGGAUCGUUUGUCGGUUGUGUGUGUUUAGUGGUUGUAUUGCUGCAGUUGUCACGGUGCGCAUUGUGGGUGUAGGAUGGUGGACAGCGUGUACCGGACCCGCUCCCUGGGGGUGGCCGCCGAGGGUCUUCCGGAUCAGUAUGCGGAUGGGAAGGCGGCCCGGGUCUGGCAUUACUACAUCGGAGACAAACGGAGCCGGACGGACGAGUAUCGCAGCUGGAUCCUGUCGCUGCUACAAAGUCACAACUGCCGCAAUGUGCUGGACGUGGCCUGCGGCACCGGGGUAGACUCGGAGAUGCUGGUGGAGGAAGGAUAUUCCGUGGUUAGUGUCGAUGCCAGCGACAAGAUGCUAAAAUAUGCCCUAAAGACUCGCUGGAACCGCAGGAAGGAGCCAGCAUUCGACAAGUGGGUGAUCGAGGAAGGGAACUGGCUGACUCUGGAGCGGGAUCUCUCACCCCCGGGGGCCGGGUUCGAUGCGGUCAUCUGUCUGGGAAAUUCAUUUGCCCAUCUUCCUGACUUUAAAGGUGAUCAGAGCGAUCAGCGCCUGGCUCUCCGUAACAUCGCUGGGAUGGUCCGCCCCGGGGGAAUCUUAAUCAUCGACCAUCGCAAUUACGACUACAUUUUAAGCACAGGCUGCGCGCCUCAGGGGAAGAACAUCUACUACAAGAGUGAUCUAACCCAGGAUAUCAGCACCUCUGUCCUGUGGGUGAAUAACAAGCCUCACAUGGUAACUCUAGAUUACACCGUUCAAGAUCCUGCCCCGGGGCAGGCGACACCGGAACUGAGCAAAUUCCGCCUGUCCUAUUACCCGCACCGCCUGGAGUCAUUCGCUGCUCUCUUGCACGAGGCUUUUGGUGGUCGAUGUGAGCACACGGUGUAUGGAGACUUCAAGCCCUAUCAGCCCGGCCAAGAGAACGCGCCCUGCUACUUCAUCCACGUGACCAAGAGAACGGCCUGAGUCGCUUUUUGGACGUUUUUCCAUAUUUGUUGGGACUAAUUGGGUAGUUUUUAAUAGAGAUUUUAGAAUUGA
This is a messenger RNA of Spea bombifrons (plains spadefoot toad), 1068 nucleotides long. It is a transcript of the gene GNMT, whose product is annotated as glycine N-methyltransferase. The transcript has 6 exons. Gene Ontology annotation, cellular component: cytosol. Bases 115 to 996 code for a protein of 293 amino acids. Gene Ontology annotation, molecular function: glycine binding; glycine N-methyltransferase activity; identical protein binding. The record is from RefSeq and is a predicted model, not a curated record. NCBI's taxonomy places the organism in Eukaryota, Metazoa, Chordata, Amphibia, Anura, Pelobatidae. Gene Ontology annotation, biological process: one-carbon metabolic process; S-adenosylmethionine metabolic process; regulation of gluconeogenesis.